Messenger RNA from Ascochyta rabiei, 414 nucleotides. RefSeq lists its product as uncharacterized. The coding region runs from base 1 to 414 and encodes 137 amino acids. NCBI's taxonomy places the organism in Eukaryota, Fungi, Ascomycota, Dothideomycetes, Pleosporales, Didymellaceae. The transcript has a single exon. The record is from RefSeq and is a predicted model, not a curated record.
AUGUUGUUUCGACCCCCCACCGUCAGUGCAGUCGAUUUGCCUCGAUACUCCGCCGUCAGUGCGACUGGGUCGUUCUGGGGCCAUAGAAACGUCAGUGGCAGCCCCGCCAUCGACGAGAACGAUGCCACCGAAAGAAGGAGCGCCACUAAAGAAAGCAGCGCCGUCAAGGAAGACUAUCAUGCCAGUCUCCACGAACCAGAUGCUACCCACAAUGUUUGCAAGAAUUGUUCGAUACAACACCGCAAAAACAAGGAGAGGAUAGUUCACGACACAGACAGUGAAAGCGAGUUUGUCGAUGACAGCUUUGUUGACGACACGUUGGUGCUUGAGAGCGAAGAUAAGAAUGUACCCCUACCAACCGUUUCUCCCUUCUUGAACAGGGCCUAUUUCAGGCCUAAAGGAAUAGGAUCUUGA